Messenger RNA from Camellia sinensis, 3726 nucleotides. The record is from RefSeq and is a predicted model, not a curated record. NCBI's taxonomy places the organism in Eukaryota, Viridiplantae, Streptophyta, Magnoliopsida, Ericales, Theaceae.
AUGAAGAUUUUGUCCUGGAACGUUAGAGGUUUGGGAAGGGUUGACAGAAGGCGAAGAGUAAAGGAAUUUCUGAGGCUGAAAAAUGCGGAUAUGGUUCUGCUGCAAGAAACAAAAAGAUCAAACAUUGAUGGUAGUGUUGUAAGAUCUCUGUGGCCUAGUGAUUCGGUGGAAUAUAUGGAAGUGGAUACGGAGGGAAGUGCAGGAGGAAUUCUGUGCAUCUGGAAUCCCAUGACUUUCUCACUUCAGGAGUGUUGCUGCUCAAGAAAUUUCAUCCUUUUGGCAGGUAUCAUGCAUUCUUGUAUUAACUGUGUAAUUGGUAACAUAUAUGCUCCUAAUGAAGAUUUGAAUAGGAGGAGGUUAUGGGGCAUCCUAUCCAAUUUGAAAACUGUCUUCCCUGAUCCUUGGUGUUUAGGGGGAGAUUUCAAUGAAGUUAAAAAUAUUUGUGAAAGAAAAGGGUGUAUUAGGAGGGAUAGAGGCAUGGAGGAAUUUGGUACCUUCAUUAGCAAUCUUGAAUUGGUGGAUAUCCCAAUGUUGGGCAGGCAAUAUACUUGGGGCAAUUCUCAAAGUUGGAGUAGGCUUGAUAGGUUUUGGGUUAACCGUGAGUGGUUGGAAUGGUACAGAUACAAGUUAUAUAAUUAUGGAGAAGCUGAGGGUUUUAAAAGUAGCUCUGAAAAGUGGAACACGGAAGUGUUUGGUGAUGUAGAGGCAAAGUUGAAAGAAGCUGAAAAUGAGUUACAUUCUAUGGAUUUACAAUCUGAAUUGAGGGUGCUGACUGAGGUAGAAGAGGGUCAAAGAAAGGAGAUAAGGGGUUUGAUUUGGAAACUUAGCAAGAGAAAGGAAUGGAUGUGGGUGCAAAAAUCGAGGAUGGACUGGGCGUUGAAAGGAGAUAGAAAUACUCGAUUCUUUCAUAUUAUGGCCACUAAGAAACACAACAGAAACCUGAUUGCCUCUGUUGUGGUUAAUGGGGUUGAAGUGGAUGAACCUUCAGAGGUCAAACAAGCAGCUUGCUCUCACUUCCAAAAUCUGUUUUCUGAACAUUGGAGGAGUAGGCCAAGUAUUGGAGGUGUUUUUAAGAAGAUUGAUGCUAACCAAAUAGGCAAUAUUCUGGAGAAAGAAUUUACAGAGGAAGAAGUAUGGUCUGCAAUAAAAGAGUGUGACGGAAACAAAGCCCCAGGCCCAGAUGGGUUUAAUAUGUUAUUUUUUCAGAAAGGGUGGAAAUUCUUGAAAGGUGACAUUAUGAAGUUUAUGGAGGAGUUUUUCAGUAAUUAUGUCAAUAGGCCUGCUAUAGCUCUGAAAGUUGUAUUGAGUAAAGCCCAAUUUGAGGGGAAUUGUCUGGGGCCUAAUAAGGCAAAGAUCAGUUCUGUUAAGGAGGCUAACCCAAUAGAAGAAGGUGAGGCUUCUGAUAACAUCGAAGAUGAAUCCAGCCCAAGUGAUGAAGAAGAAGAAAUACAUCAACCUGGUGCUUCUGUUUGGGAUAGGAAAGCAGAGGCCCAGCUUAAUGAAAGCAGGGGACCCAUCAGUCUAAUAAAUUCCCCAUAUAAAGUGUUGUCCAAAGUCUUGGCUAAUCGAAUGAAACAAGUCCUGCCCGCUGUGAUUGAUAAGGCUCAAUUUGCUUUUGUAGGGGGAAGAAAUAUUGUAGAUGGGGUGCUUAUAGCCAAUGAGGUGGUGGAUUGGUGGAAAACAUCAAAGAAGAAGGGUAUUAUUCUCAAACUGGACUUUCAAAAAGCAUAUGACACUGUUAGCUGGCUAUGUUUGCUACAGAUGUUAGAUAAAUUUGGUUUUGGUUCACGUUGGAUUCGAUGGAUAAAGGAAUGUGUAGAAUCUGCUAGAAUUUCCAUCUUAGUAAAUGGCUCUCCUACAACUGAAUUUCGUCCGCAAAAAGGGUUAAGACAGGGAGAUCCCCUUUCCCCUUUCUUGUUCAAUGUUGUUGCUGAAGGACUGAAUCUCUUGUUGAAAAGAGCUAAGGAAUUGAGAAUUAUAAAAGGGGUGGAAGUGGGUUCUAGUGAGGUUAAUGUGUCUCAUCUUCAGUUCGCGGAUGACACUAUCAUAUUUUGCGAGGCUGAGUGGGCUGAAAUUGUGGCUAUCAAACGAAUUUUAAGAUGCUUUGAAAUGGUCUCAGGUUUGAAGAUAAAUUUUCAUAAAAGUAUGAUCUGUGGGGUGGGAGUUGAUCAUGGGCUAGUUGAGGAGUUUGCAGAAUUACUCAAUUGCCAGAGUCAUAAAUUACCUUUAAAGUAUCUAGGGUUGCCUCUCGGAGCCAACCCAUGUCGUAAGCAAACAUGGCAGCCAGUAGUGGAUAGGUAUAAAAAGAAAUUAUCAGGGUGGAAGCGAAGGAUGCUAUCCUAUGCUGGCAGGGUCACCCUCAUCAAAUCUGUUCUAUCUUCCCUACCUGUUUAUUAUAUGUCUCUGUUCAAGAUACCUGUGUGUGUGGCUAAGGAACUAGAUAGGAUUCAAGCAAGGUUUUUAUGGGGAGGGGACGAGCUUAAAAGGAAAAUUCAUUUGGUAAAAUGGAAAGAGGUGCAGUUGUAUAAGAAGCAAGGAGGCCUGGGUAUCAGAGACAUCAGAUUAACAAAUGACUGUUUGCUUCUUAAGUGGUGGUGGCGAUAUGCCUUGGAAGAUGACGCUUUGUGGAAGUCUGUAAUUGCUGCCAAGUAUGGUGUAUCGGGGGGCCAAUGGUUUCCUUCAGUGCAUGCCUCGGCUUCUGUUUCGUCUACAUGGAGACAGGUCCUUGAUGUGUCAUUGUUAAAUCCUCGGCUGCAUAAUUUUUUUCUGGAUAAUGUGGAGCUUCGGUUAGGUGAUGGGAAUAGGAUUAAAUUCUGGCAGGACAAUUGGCUGGGAACAUCAAGCCUUAAACUACAGUUUCCAAGAUUGUACCAGCUGAGUUUAAACAAGGAGAUAACAUUGAAGAUGCAAAGUGAUUGCAGAGACAGUAGCAACAAUUGGUAUCUUAAUUUUAGAAGGCCUCUAUUUGGAUGGGAGGAGGAAGAGGUGAUCAGGCUGCAAUCUCUGCUGGGAGGAGGUCCAUGCUUCAUGGCUAGUCAAAGGGAUUCAAUUAGGUGGAAGGCUGAACAGUCAGGUAUAUUCACAGUUGGGUCCGUGUAUAGCUGGUGUAAACAAAGUGUUCAACCUACCCUAAGUUACCCAGAUUUGGUAUGGAACAACUUUGCACCUCCUAAGGCGAAAUUCAUUACUUGGCUCGCUUGGAAAGGUAGGUUGAAAACAUCAGCAUUUCUCAGCAGAAUUGGAGUAUUGAGAGGUAAUAGGCCUUCAUCUUGUGUGCUGUGUAAAUCUGAGGAGGAAACCUCUAAUCACAUUUUCCUAUUCUGCUCAUUCGUAUGGCAUGUCUGGUCAACUAUCAUGGCCUGGUGGGGAAUUCAAUGGGUGUUACCAGGGUCUUUUGAAGGCUUAAUGCAAUGGUGGUUGGGAUGGAAGAUCAGGAAAAAGGAAAAGAAAGUGUGGAGGGCUGUUUUUAUUUCUACUAUUUGGUCCCUAUGGUCGUAUAGAAAUGACUGUUUAUUCAAUAACACGCAGCCUGAUGCAGAUGUGUUGUGUGAGCUUAUUAAAAUUCGAGUGGCCAUGUGGCUGAAAUCUGUUAAUGUGGGGUGUUGCCUCUCCAUUCAUGAGAUUGUGUCAAACAUAAAAGAGUGUGGAAUGGAACUUCAAGCCCAGAUGGUGACUCUCUUUCUGAGCAGGAGGGUUCCCUCUUCUGGUGUUUUACCAAUAGUGUAG